CCCCCGUCACGAUGUACGAUCGUGCUCCCCGCUGGCUCAGGAGGGCCGAGGGCGGCAGCACCGAGGAGCACGUGGGGCCCGGGUCCUACCAGGUGCUCUUCCCUAAGCAGCGGGCCACAGGUGGCUAUGCACCAUUUCUUUCUUUGAGUUCCAGAAAAAGUGCUUAUGCUGUUGCCGAGGAUACUGGAAAAGCUGUUCCAGGUCCAGCACACUACAAUGUAUCAGAAGCACAGUAUAAAAUAAAAGGAUGCCGUAGUCUGCAAAACCGAGAGAAGCGGUUUACGAAGCUUGCUUCAGAUGGUCCAGGCCCUGCAAGCUACAAUCCACCUCUUCGUGGGACACUGUGCACCAUGAUCAGACAGAAAAUUUCUAGUAGAACACCUGCAGUUUCCAAAAGCAUUGAUGUUCCUUCAAUUCCCUCUCCUGGAAAGGCACACGGCUAUCAUCUCAAUGAUGACGACAGUAUUCUGAGACGUACACCACCUGCUAGUGAUAACACAAUAGGUCCAGCGUACUACAAGCCUCAGUUUGAUUAUCCUAAAUCCUCUUUGAAAUACAAAGGUGUACAUUUUGGCUAUGGUACAGGAAGACAAGAAUUGAUCAAGCAUUCAGGUCCUGGUCCUGGACAGUAUGACAUUAUCCAGGAAAGGACAUUACAGUAUGAAAAUAUUAACAUCAAGAAAGAUAAACAGCAUGACCGUUAUGCAUUUGUCCCGCGGCUUUAUGAAGAAAUCAUAUUGCAGGAGGAAAAAAAGGAAGUUUAA
Messenger RNA from Cricetulus griseus (Chinese hamster), 764 nucleotides. The record is from RefSeq and is a predicted model, not a curated record. Lineage: Eukaryota; Metazoa; Chordata; Mammalia; Rodentia; Cricetidae.